This is a messenger RNA of Sinocyclocheilus anshuiensis, 1495 nucleotides long. RefSeq names its product tubulin, beta 6 class V (gene tubb6). Gene Ontology annotation, cellular component: microtubule. Gene Ontology annotation, biological process: microtubule-based process. Lineage: Eukaryota; Metazoa; Chordata; Actinopteri; Cypriniformes; Cyprinidae. Gene Ontology annotation, molecular function: GTPase activity; structural constituent of cytoskeleton; GTP binding. The coding region runs from base 79 to 1419 and encodes 446 amino acids. The record is from RefSeq and is a predicted model, not a curated record. The transcript is spliced from 4 exons.
CUGAAGAUCGUGAGCUCACCGUCGGUCUGCAGCAGAGCCAGAGCUCAUUCAGAGGAGCAUCUUCACACACCUACAGCUAUGAGGGAGAUCGUGCACAUUCAAGCCGGACAGUGCGGCAAUCAGAUCGGAACAAAGUUCUGGGAAGUCAUCAGCGACGAGCACGGCAUCGAUGCAGCCGGCAACUAUGUGGGUGACUCAGCGCUGCAGCUUGACAGAAUUAAUGUAUACUACAACGAGGCGUCCUCUCACAAGUAUGUUCCCAGAGCCAUACUGGUGGACCUGGAGCCUGGAACUAUGGACAGUGUUCGUUCUGGGGCAUUUGGACAGCUGUUCCGACCAGAUAACUUCAUCUUUGGACAGACAGGUGCAGGAAACAACUGGGCCAAGGGCCACUACACGGAAGGAGCCGAGCUGGUGGACUCAGUCCUGGAUGUGGUCAGGAAGGAGUGUGAGCACUGCGAUUGCCUGCAGGGCUUCCAGCUCACGCACUCCCUCGGUGGAGGAACCGGAUCGGGAAUGGGGACUCUUCUGAUCAAUAAGAUCCGAGAGGAGUAUCCAGACCGCAUCAUGAACACCUUCAGCAUCAUGCCUUCACCCAAAGUGUCCGAUACGGUGGUGGAGCCCUACAACGCCACGCUGUCUGUGCAUCAGCUGGUGGAAAACACCGAUGAAACGUACUGCAUCGACAACGAGGCGCUGUACGAUAUCUGCUUCCGCACGCUCAAGCUCACCACACCCACGUACGGGGAUCUCAAUCACUUAGUGUCGGCGACUAUGAGCGGCGUCACCACUUCGUUGCGGUUCCCCGGACAGCUGAACGCAGAUCUGCGCAAGCUGGCGGUCAACAUGGUGCCUUUCCCUCGCCUUCACUUCUUCAUACCCGGCUUCGCGCCGUUGACUGCAAGAGGAAGCCAACAGUAUCGAGCGCUCACGGUUCCUGAACUCACGCAGCAGAUGUUCGACGCCAAGAACAUGAUGGCUGCUUGCGACCCAAGGCAUGGGCGAUACCUCACGGUGGCCACUGUUUUCCGCGGCCCCAUGUCUAUGAAGGAAGUCGACGAGCAGAUGUUGGCCAUUCAGAACAAGAACAGCAGCUAUUUCGUGGAGUGGAUCCCCAACAACGUUAAAGUCGCGGUGUGCGACAUCCCACCCAGGGGACUUAAGAUGUCCUCCACUUUUAUCGGCAACAGCACCGCCAUCCAGGAGCUCUUCAAGCGCAUUUCUGAGCAGUUUUCGGCAAUGUUCAAACGCAAGGCCUUCCUGCAUUGGUUCACUGGAGAGGGAAUGGAUGAGAUGGAGUUCACCGAGGCCGAGAGCAAUAUGAAUGACCUGGUGUCGGAGUAUCAGCAGUACCAGGAGGCUACGGCCAACGAUGGCGAAGAAGCAUUUGAGGAUGAAGAGGAAGAGGUGAACGAAUGAAUGACAGAUGCAGUUUUGCAGUUUUUUGGUGUUUUUUUAAGCUGUGAUUUUUACGUUUUGUAUGUGGAUGGCUGAA